AUGCUCAUGAUUGUGUUUUACUUGCAGCUGGUCUCAUCCCCUGACAUGUCCAGUGAGGGGUCAGAUGUGGACUGUUACGUGAGGGACCCUGACUAUGAUCCCAAAUAUUAUGAAUCUACACCCAGUGAUGUGGUUGAAAACGUGGACACGGACUUUGACACUGAUGAGCCCAAAUCUACAAGUACAAUAUUGGCUGAAGAAGAUCAGGGUGGGGAUCAGGAUGAUGACCCAGAUUUUAAUAAAGAAGAAGAUCAAAAAGAAGGACAGGAGGAAGAUCAGGAUGAUGGCUAUGAGGAAGAUCAGGAUGAAGAUCAAGAAGAGGAUCAGAAAGAUGAUCAGGAUGAUGACUGGGAAGAAGGACAAGAUGAUGACCAGGAAGAAGCUCAUGAGGAAGAUCAGGAUGGUGACCAUGAGGAAGAUCAGGAUGAUGACCAUGAGGAAGAUCAGGAUGAUGAUGAUCAGGAAGAAGAUCCACUCAAAGGCAAGUUCACAAUCAGAAAAAAAAAGAACCUAAGAACGUAUGUGAAGGGGCAAAAUAAGAAAACAAAGACAACCAAAACUGAAGUUAGUGUUAAUGUGACUGUUAAGACAUGUACAAAAAGAAAAGACAACAAAAGAUCAUGGGACAAAAAACAUUAUUGUUUGUAUUGCCAUCAGCCAAAUAACAAGAUGGCGAGGCACUUGCAGAGGAAGCAUAUGGAGGUAAAGGAUGUGGCACAUGCAUUCAGCUUUGCAUCAAAGUCACCACAAAGAAAAGUUCUUUUAGAACAAAUUAGAAGGAAAGGAGAUUUUAAGCACAAUGUGAGGGUCCUGGCUGAAGGCAAAGGACAGAUAGUAACUGUAAAGCAGCCGUCUCAUAAAACAUCUGCAUGGCACUAUUUGCCUUGUAAAUUCUGCUACGGCAUGUUUUCUAGGACUGAUUUGUGGAGACACCAGGGAUCAUGUAAACUUAAAACCAGCAGUGAGACAGACAACAAGAGAAAGACCAGAGGGGCAGUACAGAGUGUUUCAGCACGCCUGCUUCCUAUAAUGGCUUCAUCUAGUGGAUGUCAGGCUAUUAUUAAUAAAAUGAGACAGGAUGACGUGUCCUUCCACAUCAGGGGCGAUUCAUUGAUCUGCAACUAUGGGGAAUCACUGUAUGCAAAACAUGGUCGUGUGAAGUCCAAGCACAACUAUAUAUCUCAAAGAAUGAGGGAGCUUGGUAGAUUCAUGUUGACUGCCAAAGCUAUGGACAGUACUGUGAGGACUUUGGAAGACAUAUGUGUCCCCAAGAAAUUUCUGCUUGUGGUCAAUGCAGCCAAGAAAUUAACAGAAUUCAGUCCAAGCAAAAAUGAAUAUGGGAAACCCUCAACAGCAGUGAGAGUGGGAUUCUGCCUGAAAGGAGCAGUGGAGGUGUUGAUUGGGCAAAGUCUCAUGAACGAUGAUGACCUGGCAGAAAAAAAGGCAAAAAAGUUUUUGGAGCUGUUGGAAAAAAAUUGGAAAACUCAUGUUGCGGUAUCUGCUCACCAGAGCAUGCAGGAGAAGAGGUGGAACAAACCCGAUGACAUUCACCUCACAAAAAAUGUCAUGGCACUUAGAGAUCAUCUCAGGAUGGUGGAAGACAAAGCCAGAGCUGAACUGGAGCAGCAGCUGAGUUUGACUGCAUACAAGGUGUUAAAUGAGAGCAUUCUGGCACAGCUGAUUGUUUUUAAUAAGCGUCGUGAAGGAGAAGCAUCGCGCUUGACUCUCGAAGCCUACAAAAAAGUCAACACUAAUCCUAUCAAUGAGGACAUUUACAGCACUCUGUCUCCUUUAGAGAAGGAACUGAGCAAACAGCUGACUCGCAUCGAGGUCCGAGGAAAAAGAGGGAAGAAGGUUCCUGUUUUUUUCACACACAGGAUGAUGGAGUCAAUCCAAGUGUUGUUGAAAUGGAGAGAUGAAGCUGGUGUUCCCACUGAAAAUCCCUACCUCUUUGCCAGAGCUGGUGUGCUGACGAACAUACGUGGCUGCGACUGUCUGCGGAAAUAUGCAGAGGAGAGCAAAGCAGAAAACCCUGAGCUCCUCAGGUCAACUAAACUAAGAAAACAGGUGGCCACACUUUGCCAGCUCCUGGAUCUUGACGAACAAGAGCUGGAACAAGUUGCUCGGUUCAUGGGUCAUGACAUCAGAGUUCACCGGGACUUUUACAGACAGACUGACAAAACCUUUCAGAUAGCAAAGAUUAGCAAGCUUUUGUUUGCUAUGGAACAAGGCAGUAGCACCUUAACAGGGAGGAACUUUAACACACUCCAUCCCUCUGUGUCUGGUAUGUAUGUACACACACUGUUGUUUUUAUGUACACACCAUGUUGUUGUGUAACAGCUGUCUGUGUUGUUGUUUUUUGUCAACACCUAUAGCUGGACACUAGUUUGAUAAAUACACAAACUACAUAUUUCUACCUGUACAGAAUUGUUUCUUUAAAAUACUCUGUAUUAAUAUUUGACUGUUGGCUUUUUCUCAGGUGAAAGUCCCACACCGACACAGAGUCAUGUGACCUCUCCGAUAGAAACAGAUGAAGAGGAUGAAGAUAAAGGUCGUGACCUCUGUUCCCCUGCCCCCUGCAGUGAGGAUGAUGGUGAG
Solea solea (common sole) is the source of this 2598-nucleotide messenger RNA. RefSeq lists its product as uncharacterized. The coding region runs from base 1 to 2337 and encodes 778 amino acids. The record is from RefSeq and is a predicted model, not a curated record. Gene Ontology annotation, biological process: DNA integration; DNA recombination. NCBI's taxonomy places the organism in Eukaryota, Metazoa, Chordata, Actinopteri, Pleuronectiformes, Soleidae. Gene Ontology annotation, molecular function: DNA binding. The transcript is spliced from 2 exons.